Fonsecaea multimorphosa CBS 102226 is the source of this 1803-nucleotide messenger RNA. RefSeq lists its product as uncharacterized. The transcript is spliced from 4 exons. Bases 1 to 1803 code for a protein of 600 amino acids. The record is from RefSeq and is a predicted model, not a curated record. Lineage: Eukaryota; Fungi; Ascomycota; Eurotiomycetes; Chaetothyriales; Herpotrichiellaceae.
AUGGCUGACCUGAUCCUACGAGGUGCCAUCAAGGGCGUCGCGUCUGGCAUUGGUCUCAUCUCGGAAGGCGUGCACCAUCACAAGGAGAGAAAGGAGGCUAAAGCCCAUUCGACGGAGGUCAAGGUGCAAGAGAUUCACCCGGAGGCUGCUGCCCGAGAAGGCCAUGCACGACACGACAGUCUCGAAGAAGGAGACGAAGAGCAUUGGGACCUGGACGAGGCUCAAGACGAGCUAAUGAGUGUUCAUUCUAAUACCUCCACCGCCUCGCACGGGUCGCACGGCUCACAAGCGGAAGAGCACACGUCCAAGAGAGACCAGAUCAACCCUACCAAGAUCACCGAUGCGUUCAUGCGCAGGCAUCCUCCGCCAGCGGCACCACAAACCGCAUCCACCGAACACGGACCCAAUGGCGAGGACAUCAAGCCCGACAACCAGGCUGCAGCUCUUCCCACAAAACUCCCACUCCCCGUGAUCCUCCCCCAACGCCGCCCAGAAGCUCGUGCACGAGGCUUCAUCCGCGCCUACGCCCCCGAUCUGGCCAUCAAGGGCAUCGACCAAGAGACGUUCCUCGACUUCAUCGAGACCUUCAACAGCGCUAGUCUGGCCUCGCCGUGGCUCGACGCCAUCAACUUGGCGGGCUUUGCCACCAUGGCCCUGCCACCGGGGAUUUCACAGGCGGUUCAAUUGGCCAUCAUGGUCAGCGUCAAGAUCGCAAAGGACAUUCAGAGUCGGAAACGACAAAACACCUUCCUAGACCGCAUCAACGACGAAUUCUUCCAGCCCCGAGGCCUCUACUGCCUCGUACUGACUUGGCAACCGGACACUCCGGAGCUGCACACCUCGGUCGACAUCACCUCAACUGUGGCGGCGCGCAUGUCGACGCCGCAAGGCGCCACCGCCAAGAUCAAGCGCGCCAUGAAGGCGUCGUCGGGUCCCGGGGGCAUCGAGUUCACUGAGUGCGCGGCCCUUGUGUUCCCCAAGCUUGAUGAGCUUGCCGUGCAGACGGGCGACGAGGCGGAGCGCAAGAGGGACAAAGUUAAGCACUACAAGGGCUUUGCGGAGGUGUAUUUUGAUCGGAGGGCGCAGGCGAAGCACGCUGGGAAGAAUCCAGACAGCGCCCUGGCCAAACUCUCCGGCCCAACCCCCAAAUUCACCUCCCGAUACGCCGACCCCAACCACCCAGCCAGCAACGGCAAUCUCAUCUCCCUACUCACUGGAGGCAGGGUCAAUCCGCCUGAUCUGCGACAAUUCGGUGGCGGCGGAUUCGGUGGAUUGGGUGGUGGAUUGGGUGGGAGAGGAGGUAUGGGCAUGGGAGGUCUCGGAGGCGGCAGGAUGGGCAUGAUGGGUGGUGGUGGCGGGUUUGGUGGCGGGCGAAUGGCCAUGAUGGGAGGAGGGUAUGGGAGGAUGGGAUAUGGUGGCUAUGGGCAGGACCAAUACUACAUGAUGCAGCAGCAGCAGCAGUAUCAGGGUACUUAUCAACAGCAGCAGCAGCAGCAGGCUGGUCAACCACCUACGGGCAGCUACUACGAGAACCAGUCCAAUAUGCCUGCGAUGGGUUACGGUAUGGGAUAUAACAACCAGGGUAUGGGCAUGGGAGGCUUCGGGGGAGGAGCAGGACCUGUCGGUCUCGAAGCCCUCGUCGGCGCGAUCCUGGGCACAGGUCUGGGAAGUGGGCAAAACGUCAUCAAGAGGAUUCUCAGCAAGGAUGUCCUUUACCUGAUGAUCGUCAAUAUGCCCUCCGAGGAAGAGCUGGAGGCAGCUCAUAAGUUGAGUGAGGGCACCGAGCAGAAGGGUAGGGACUAA